Molecule: messenger RNA, 12968 nt
Organism: Callithrix jacchus (white-tufted-ear marmoset)
Lineage: Eukaryota; Metazoa; Chordata; Mammalia; Primates; Cebidae
Gene: NR1H4
Product: nuclear receptor subfamily 1 group H member 4
Biological process (GO): bile acid signaling pathway; positive regulation of transcription by RNA polymerase II; cell differentiation
Cellular component (GO): RNA polymerase II transcription regulator complex
Molecular function (GO): zinc ion binding; nuclear receptor activity; bile acid binding
Source: RefSeq, a predicted model, not a curated record
GUUCAUUUGAAUGUCAGUAAGAACAAACUACAAUUUGGAAAUACAUGAGGAAAUGCCUAGAUGAUGAGUCCAACCCAGAGUCAAUAACAAGUUUUUGUUCCUUCUAAGCAUUCAAUUAAUGUUAGCUACUCUGCAAAGUAAGAAGUAGAUCGGACCUUGGAUUCAUGGGACCUAAUGGUCUUCAUUUUUAUAGAUGAGGACUGCAAGAGCUUUGUGGAUUGCUCAAGGCCAUGAAACUAGAUAAUUAACAGAGCAGGGAGUAGAGCGUAAUUCCUGCUCUAAGGCUAAUUCCAGUAUUAUUAUAGCAGGUACUAAACUUUGAAAUCAUGAUUCUUAUGGCUUAAUAUGAUACCUAUUAAAGGCUGGGUUUACUUAGGUUAUAUCUGUGGUAGAUUUCCUUUUGCAGUUCCUCCAGUGCUGGGGGAUAUAUGGCACAAUGUCAGGAUUAGUCAUUUAAGCUGGAUUGAGGACAAAUUGUACUAAGCUGUUUUCAGUAGAUCUGUAACUAGAUGAUACCAUAAAAUGAUAUAUUGCUCCACUUAUGCAUUUAUGAAAAACAUCUCAAUAUAAAGAGUUGCAACUGAGGUCAUUAACAGUCAGCCAAGGCAAUAUUUUGGGUGGGGCAGGGAGCCUUUCUGCCAGUGUUAAAAUAAUUCCCUUCUGUAUAAUAGUCCUCCCAGGAGCCUGGGAUGCUCCCAGUUUUCACCCUACAUUAAUAUAUGGGCUAUGAUAUACCAUAAUAGUGAAAACACAAACACUAGAAGUUCCUCAAAGUUCCAUGCAUGAAGGUAUGAUCCCUUAUUUUGUUGCUGAUAUUCCUAUGAGCUGUUAAUAACUUGUGCUGUUACCUGUUAGUCAUUAGCACUUUAGUGUGUGAUAGGCCAUUUUCAAAAAAGGGUCAUUAUUUAUGGGGAUGUAAUAAUUGUUGACAUGUCUACCUGCCUCCACAGAGUACAAAUGCAUAUAAGGACAGUAACCAUAUUUCAUUAAUCUUUUAUUAUCCAGUGCAUAUUUAGUAUGCAUUUGAUAAAUAAGAGUCCAGUAAUAAAUAAUAGAAGGGAAAGGAAAAAGAGCUUUAGGGAAAAGCAGAUGUUGAUCAGUAACUCUCCGAGAGACCAAAGGCAGCAGUAAUUAUUUAUUAAAUGCCAGUUCUCCCAAGUACUUGCUGCAUCAUGUUUCUUCCAGUUGGCUUAUCUUCACCCUGUAGAUACAGUCAAGGGCAGUGGGAGGCCCUGCCUCCAUGUCUACCCACUUGAUCAUUUGCUUCUGGCCUGCUGGCCCUUCUGUGGUUCCUCAGAAGGAAAUCAAUGUAUAAACAUCUUAAUGAAUUUUUCUUUUAGCAAUCAGAACUCAUAGAAUUAUUAGGACUGUUGGCACAUACCAGAGAUGAAGGAUAAUUUCACUUGUUUUUUUUUUUUUUUUUUCAAAUAAAAACUGCCAUUUCCUUUUGUAAAAUUUUAUGAUUGUUGGUUGAGAUCUCUGAGCUUAGGCUUCAUCAUUACUAAACCGAUCUAUUCAGCUCCAAUUUGUAUACAGAGAAAAAAUUGUAGGGUUUUUCUUACAAGCUAGCCUAAUUUUCAGCAAACACACAAGAUUUCAGGGUGACUUCAGCAGCCAUAAGUUGAAAAAGAUGUCAGUAAAUACAGAAAAAGCUAUGACAAUGCUGUCAGGUUAGAAGCAUCUAAAAAUAAUUGUAAGGAAGCACUGUGUCUUCUGCUUUUAUGGUGUGGUUCUCUGCUCUCUCUUUUUCCAGACCACAUUCUUAUUCUGUUUCCUAACGCUCCAUUUGAGGUUUCUGAGAAUAUGUAACACAAACUGCAUGAGCUGCAAUGCAUAGCUAUAAUUCUUGGCUGGAGCAGUUUCCUCAACUUUUUAUCUGGUUCCCUUUACUGGCAAGCUAAUCUGACCAUGUGUGACCAUUAGGACUCCUUUUCUGCUUCUCCACUAAGCUGUAAAGCCAGGUCGAAGCAUUUUUUCUUUUCUUUACUUUCUCCCUCCCUUCCUCCCUCUAUCCUUCCUCCCUCUUUCCCUUCCUCCCUCCCUCCCUCCCUCCUUCCUUCCCUUCCCUUCCUUCCUGCCACAAAGUCUCACUCUGUCACCAGGCUGGAGUGCAGUGGGGCAAUCUCAUCUCACUGCAACCUCUGACUCCCUGGUUCAAGAGAUUCUCCUGACUCAGCCUCCCAAGUAGCUGGGAUUACAGGCUAAGUAAGCAUUAUUUUCAAAUCUCUUUCCUCCAGGCCCUCGAUCUCACUUCACUUAACAUACCCAAGCUAAAGGUAUGCCAAAGGGGAGGACAAAGAAAAUUUGAUUCCUUCAUUUCCCUUCCCUAUCGUCUUGUGUGUCAUGAUGACAUUGAUGGCUUCUAUGACCCCUUCAUGUGCUUAGGGUGUAAAGCACCAGAAAAAAGACUGGGUCAUGAAUGAGUAGUCCACAGGCCUAACUCAGUACUCCUGGGUCUAAGCUAUGCCAUGGGUUCAGAAGGGUUAAUCUAUGGGUUCAACUACCCAGAAAGCCAGACUCUUUUUCAGUGGUUAACUGUGUAUUCAAAACAGCAAAUGAGGUUAAUGGAAUAGUCUAUGGAUAGCUGUCAUUUCUUCUCUUCAAAUAUUGGGCCCUGACAAUAUGCUGGGCCUUGGAAUAAAGCGGGGAAUAGGACAGGCAAGAUCCUAGUGGAGAGCACUCACAAUAAACUUGUAAAUAAAUCAAUAAGCAAAAUAAUAUCAUUUUUAUACCUUAUUUGGACCUAAAGAUCCCAAGGUAGUGAUAUGUGCUAUGAAAGCAACAAAACAGAGUGAUGCCUUAGUGUCUGGAGGGAUGGGCUGUUCUAAGUGGUAUGGUCAGGAAAGGCCCUUGAGGAGCCCACAGUUGAGUUCAGCCUAAAAGACAAGAAGCCAGAGAGAACAUUCCAGGAGAAGACAGUAACAAGUAUAGAGGCCCAAAGUAUGAAAUGGACUUGGAAGGGCCUCGUCUUCUACUUGUUUUUCUUUUUGUUGUUGUUGUUGUUAUUGUUGUUUUGCUUUGUUUUGAGAUGGAGUUUCACUCUUGUUGCCCAGGCUGGAGUGCAAUGGCACGAUCUCGGCUCACCACAACCUCUGCCUCCCAGGUUCAAGCAAUUCUCCUGCCUCAGCCUUUAUUUUUAGUAGAGAUGGGGUUUUUCCACAUUGAUCAGGCUGGUCUUGAACUCCCAACCUCAGGUGAUUUGCCCUACUUGACCUCCCAAAGUGCUGGGGAUUACAGACAUGAGCCACCACACCCAACCUCUACUCAUUUUUAUGUGGGGGUAGACAACUGCUUUCCCAGAGACUUCUCUUUCCCGUUAACCAGCUGUACAGCCUUGAACAACUCCCUCAAGUUCAAAUGGUAAAAGCAGAUUAUCAGGCUGGGAAUUCUAGGACCCCAUCUAGGUUAAACAUUUGAGUCCACAAAAAUGCUGCAGUUGCCCAUGUCAGGAAGAAGUGAUUCAGUGGUACUCACCUGGUACACGGCUCAACAAGUCCUUUUAAAGUUGUCCUGAGGCUGGGCACGGUGGCUCAAGCCUGUAAUCCCAGCACUUUGGGAGGCUGAGGCGGGUGGAUCACGAGGUCAAGAGAUCGAGACCAUCCUGGUCAAAAUGGUGAAACCCCGUCUCUACUAAAGAUACAAAAAAUUAGCUGGGCAUGGUGGCGCAUGCCUGUAAUCCCAGCUACUCAGGAGGCUGAGGCAGGAGAAUUGCCUGAACCCAGGAAGCGGAAGUUGCGGUGAGCUGAGAUCGCGCCUUUGCACUCCAGCCAGGGUAACAAGAGGGAAACUCCGUCUCAAAAAAAAAAAAAAAAAAAAAAGUUGUCCUGGGCAUGGCCCUUUUCACUGCAGGUUAUUAUAAAGGUCAUAAUUCAAUUCCAACUUUAAGGCAUUUAGAAGGUGACCUGAAGACAAAUAUUGAUAAGCACUCACUAUUGGGUGCUGGAGACACUAAUGACCUUUUCACUGAUAACUUGCAGCUUCUUCUAGAGGUGACCAUGGGCACCUCACUCUUCUCACUCUUAAGGCUAUGCUUAAGGUGAAGGGGAAAAUAUCUUCAACCCUGUAAAUGUUUAUUCCAAAAAAGAGAGCCCAAAUGAGGACUUCUGUGAAAGCAGUUUAUGUGAGAGGUGAUGGGGGAGUAGAGGCGAGGGAGUGGGUGAUGGCCUCAGGGAAGGAGGGGAAACCAAACAGGUAGGUUGUCAAGAUCCCUGCUGUGGGUGAGGCCCACCUGAUGCCACUGGGAGUAGCACACAGAAUUGUCAGCGGAGGGGUCAGGGACUGGAGAAUAUAUUAAUAUUAACUGACCCCUGGCUCUCGUUAGUUGAGCGUCAUCCCAGGGAGCAUUAACUCCCUGCCCUUCUGGACUGUUUUGAGCUCAGGCCAAGCUGUCUCCAUGGGAUUGGAGAAGUUCUGGGCAGAAAGCAAAGGGAUGUGCAGCAUGCUCUUGAAAUGACGGCAGUCAGCCUGUGGUCAUCAUCCGAGCUUGCAUUAUGAUCAGCUGCCAUAGCUAUGGCCCAGGUCAGAGACUGGCUGAAGGGAUGUGACAGCAUCACUAGAAAAAGAAGAAAAGAAGCUUGGACAGAAUGGAUUAGAGAGAUGGGGGCUGGAAUCACCUCCCUGAAGUCCUUUAAUUUAUUCUAUGGCCUGGGUUUAUCCCUGACAAACCCAGAUGGGAAUCUAGCCUGUCAGUAACUGAAUCCACAUAGAGGCCUGGGGGUGGAAGAACACAGUUACCACACAGAGAUUCGUCUCCUUUCCUCUGGGAGAUCCUGCAAGCCAGGAAGCAUGGUCAAAGAUUAAUUUAGUGGAUUAAAUAAGGCUUCUCUGUUGAAUGAAGAAGGCAAGGUUUUAGGCAAUUAAUGCAUAAUAAAAAGUAAUAAUGACAAAGUCCACAGCUUCCCACUAUUUGACACAGUGAAUAAGAUAGGAGAUGGCAUAUUAACUAAAGUCUAUAUUUACUUUUAGCAAAUUAGGGUUUAAAAACUCAAAAAUUACAAAAACGUAAAGACUAAAUUAAGAAACAAAGCAUUCCAACAAUAAGACAGGAGAAACAAAAGAAGUACAGUCUUAUCCUCCCACACUCAAUGUUCCCAGUACAGUGGUUCCUGAUUCACUGAGCACAGUGACACUGGGAAUGGAAAUGAGGAAUAAAAUCGAAGGAAAUGAAAUCUCAGAGGCAAGUGAGAUUCUCUGAACUUCAGUUUUCCCCUCUGUAAAAUGGGGAUAAUAAUGUCACACUUCACACGUUGCUGGGAGGAAGGAAUGGGCCGUGUGGGAAAGUGCUCUGUACGCUGCAAGGCAUCCUAAAAUGUUAUAAUUAAUUCAGAGUUUGAAAUGCAGUUGUUAUAUUUUAAAUUGUUGAAAUGAUAAACACCAUUCCACUCAUUAAAAGAAGGAAGUACUGUUUAUUUCAGCAUUGUGGAGUGCAAAGAACUUUCAAGGGGCCAGAAAGAAUCAACAAUAUGUAAAUAAGGCCGGGUGCAGUUGGCUCAUACCUGUAAUCUCAGCACUUUAGGAAGCCAGGGUGGGCAGAUCACCAGAGGUCGGGAGUUCAAGAGCAGCCUGGCUAACAUAGUGAAACCCCGUCUCUACUAAAUAUACAAAAUUAGCUGGGUGUGGUGGUGCAUGCCUGUAAUCCCAGCUACUCGGGAGGCUGAAGCAGGAGAAUCACUUGAACCCAGGAGGCAGAGAUUGCAGUGAGCUGGGAUCAUGCUACUGCACUCCAGCCUGGGUGACAGAGUGAGACUCAGUCUCCAAAAAAAAAGUAAAUAAAUUUCUGGAUACCCUAAGGAAGGGAACACAUGUUUUGUCUCAUGUUUGCAUUAUUACAUUGCUAACAACACCUUUGGAAUCCAUGUCUUGUAUUGCAUUUAAUUGUAUUCGUCUUUCCAGAGUCCUAUUCUGAUUGAGGCCUGUCAAGUGUCAGGAGGUAAAUCCUAUAUAAUCCCACUCCCUUAUCUUUCACUUCCUUUGGUUAUUUCUCAUUGUCUUAUGCUUCACUCAGCUGUGCAUGCCCAUUUUAUCAGGAUCUGCUUUAGUUUUUUCUUUUUAUCUUCAUAGAGACAGAGCCUUGCUCUGUCACCCAGGCUGGAGUGCAGUGGCACAAUCAUAGCUCACUGCAGCCUCGAACUAUUGGGCUCAAGCAAUCCUUCCUCAGCCUCCUCAUGCUUUAUUUUCAACAGAAGACACUCACUUUGAAAUAUGGUUCUUCCCAGUGUCUUAUGCUUAAAUUAAAAGAAUCUUCCAGAUGUUACAGAAUCAGUCAGUUGUUUUAAAACACAAUUAAAGAUUUUGAGAUGCAGUUUUGUAAAAUAUUUCUGACAUUUGAUUUCAGGUAUUUUUCCAUCUCACUGAGUUCGACUCAGGUGAACGUAGUUCUGACUUCUUGGAUGAAUUAAAGUUGAAAGUUUCCAAAAGAUGGAGAGAUACCUUGGCUCAGAUCAAAUGAAGCUUUGUUUUAGCAUACUUGAAAUAUUUUGUCACUGCUGUUUCUUCUCCACAGCUCUUCCAUAGCUGUGAGUAGUCUCUAAGGCAUUUAAUUUACUGUGACUUUGGUUUUUGCUUUCCCAGUGAAUCUCAGCUCUGGUUCUCUUGUUAGUGGAGUAAAGAAAUGACAGAAGGAAAGAAACAUUGAAUGAGCCUUUUCUUACGAAAAUAGGUUACUGCUUCUUUCAGCUAGGGCAUGCAGAGUUUGGAAAAGGUGUGUAAUGAGUCAGAGAGCUGGCCCGCUGGGGGUGAUUCCACUGCAGCCGAGGCCUUAGCUCCCAACUUUGAAGACUAAGAAACAGAUUUUUAAGGGCACCAAGUUGAAAAAGAUUGACUAUAAAAUCGUAUUGCAAAUGUAUUAACUUGCAACAGCUACUAUUUCUUGGGUGCUUUAUAGAAACUCAUGUGUCAGAUAUCAAGCUAAGUACAUUUUAGAUUUGUUAGCAGAUUUCCUGGGUUGAUUCCAGUCUCUGCCAUCUACUACUCUGUGGUCUUGGGCAAAUUCCUUAACAUUGUGCAAGUUACUUGCCUUAUUUAAUAAGGUGAUAAGAAGAAUGCCUGGCACAUCACAAGUACUCUAUUUGCCAUUAAAAUUAACUCUCACAACACUCCUGUAAGGUAGAUACCAUUACUAUUCCCCUUUUAUGGUGAGCAAAUGAAUAUUUAGUGAUGUUAGAUAAUUUGCUUAACAUACCAUAAUUAGUAAGUAUGCAAUUGAAAUAUAAUCAGGACAAGGAAACAAAAUUCAAUGUUUAAGUCUCCAGGCUAAGAGAAUAUACUCCUAUCCACCUCUCAACUGGGUAGGUCUUUCAAUCAGAUUAUCGUAUUUGAAAGUCUGCUGACCAUGUAUGGUCUCAAGAAUAGUUCUCAAAAAAAAAAAAAAGCAUUGCCAACUUAUACUCUGGGACCUCCCUUUUUUCAUGCCUUCAUAGCUGGUGCCCCACUCAGCAUGAGGGGUACAACAUUCACGGUGCUCUUGAGUACUAUACAGAACAGUGCUGUCAGAACUUUCUGUCAUGAAGAAAAUGUUCCAGAUCUACUUCAUCCAAUACAGUAACCAUUAUUUGCAUAUAGUUAUUGAACCCUUAAAAUGUUACUAGUGUCACUGAGGAACUGACUCUAAUUCAACUUGAUUUAAAAAGCCUGAUAUGCUUUGACUCUGUGUCCCCACCCAAAUCUCAUCUCAAAUUCUAAUCCCCACAUGUUGAGGGAGGAACCUGGUGAGAGGUGAUUGGAUCCGGGGUUGGUUUCCCCAUACUCUUCUUGUGAUAGUGAGUGAGUUCCCACGAGAUCUGGUUGUUUGAUAAGUGUCUGGUGCUUCUCCCUUCUCACUCUCCUGCUGCCUUUUGAGGACAUGCUUUGCUGCCCCUUCACCUCCCACCAUAAUUGUAAGUUUCCUGAGGCUUCCCUAGCCAUGCAGAACUGUGAGUCAAUUAAACUCUUUUUCUUCAUAAAUUACCUAGUUUUGGAUAGUUCUUUAUAGCAGUGUGAAAACAGACUAAUAAAUAGCCAAACAUAGCUAGUGGCUACUGUUUCAGACAGCAGAGCUAUUCGGGAGAAAAAAAAAUCUAUUUUUAGGGAAAAAUAAUAUGAGGCAGUUGAUUUUCUCUAAGAGAAAUGCAAAGAGAUCCAAUCAGUCUUGUUAUGAGAACAUUCUGUGUGAAUUUCACUCAGCAACAAGGGUUUCCUGGGUCAGCUACAUUAUCCUGCUCUUUUCUUAUAUAGUAUGGAUGUUUCUGAGGGCAACAGACAGGUCCAUUUAUUUUGGCCAGUGAAAAACUCAGUGGAGAAUUCUUGAAAUGGAAAAUUCGGAAUCAUUCAUCUAGGUUCAUAGCCUUUGGGUAGCUCUUUCACCUACGAUCCUCUCAAGGCAAGGAUAGCUCUUGGAUUGUGAGGAGGGGAGAAUGAGGUCAGAAGUAAACUGAGGACUAAAAAUAGCUUUGCAGAUGGUGACCCUUGAUCAAGCAAUUCAAACUGAAAUAUGCCCAUAGACCACCACUCUUUUCCUCUUUUUUGGCAAUUAGGGAAAGUGUACCUUAGUUUUUCAACCACGGGAUUUUGAGUCAGAAGACCUGGGUUAAAGUCUCAGCUUCAUUCUUUACUAAUGGGAUGACUAUAGACAAAUUACUGAAACUCACUGAGUUUAAAAAUAGGCUUAAAGAUAGUGGAUAUCACAAGUAAUACCUCCCUCAAAGGAUGCAAGUGAAGAUCUGCUGAGAUAAUGCAUAUGGAACCGCUUUGCAAACUUGCGAAGGCUAUAGAAAUGUCUUAGUAAUCAUUAUUCCACUUGGAUAGCUCACCUUUGCCUUUUAAUACUGCUUUCAUAUUUACUAUCUCAUUUUAUCUUCAAAACAGACCUAAGUAGGGAAGGAAUUAUUAUCUGUGUUUUACCAUCUAUUGAUGUUGGCAAAUGGGGCCCACAAAAGCUGAGAGACGCACCUAAAGUUACACAGCGCAUCUGGCUACAUUGUGCCCGGUUCCACCCUGGAUCAACUGAGUCCCCUUCUAAAUCCCUCAUUUCUAAAAAGCAACCAAUAGACUGAAGCUUGAUGUCCAAAAGUUAUGCCUCAGGAUAAAAAAUAGAAUUAUUCCUAUUCAAUAAGCAAGCCAAGGUACAAUAUGGGUCCAAAGCUGAGCAAUCAUAACAUAAACAUAAAGAUGAUGGGUAGCCACCCAUUGUGCUAAGAAUUUUAUAAACAUUAUUUUAGUUAAUAAUCAAAUAUAAUUCUUGGAGGUUGUAUAGUUAUCAGCCCCAUUUUACAACCAAGAAAAUUGAGGCAGAAAAUGGUUCAGGAAUGUUUCCAUUAUCCGCAGAGCCAGUAAUUGCCAAGAGAACCUGGAUGUAUUAGUUUUCUGAGACUGCUGUAACAAAGUACCAUAGACUGGGUGGCUUAUAUCACAGAAAUUAUCUCACAGUUCUGGAGGCUGGAAGUCCAAAAUCAAAGUGUCAGCAGAGCUGGCUCCUCCUGAAGGCUGUGGGUGGAGGAUCUGCUCCAGGCCCCACUGCUUGGCUUGCAGAUAGCUGUCUCCUCUCUGUGCCUUCACAUCAAUUUCCCUCUCUGUGUUUCUGUCUCUGUAACCAAAUUUCCAAUUUUUAUAAGGAUAAAAGUCAUAUUGGACUUUCAUUUUAAUUUGAUUUUCUCUGUAAUGAGCCUAUCUCCAAAUAAGUACAUUCUGAGGUACUGGGGUAUAAGGCUGCAACAUAUAUACAUCCUUGUCUUACAAUGGUUCAACCUACUAUUUUUAGACUUUUCAGUGGUGUAAAAGAGACACUUUCAGCAUAGUUUUCUUUUUUCUUUUCUUUUUUAUUUUUAUCUUUAUUUUUGAUGUCUUGCUCUUUUGCCCAGGCUGGAAUGCAAUGCCAUGAUCUUGGCUCACUGCAACCUCUGCCUCCAGGGUUCAAAUGAUUCUCCUGUCUCAGCCUCCUGAGUAGCUGAGACUACAGGCAUGUGCUACCAUGCCCAGCUAAUUUUUUGUAUUUUUAGUAGAGACGGGUUUUCACCAUGUUAGCCAGGAUGGUCUUGAUCUCUUGACCUUGUGAUCCGCCUGCCUCAGCCUCCCAAAGUGCUGGGAUUAUAGGCAUGAGCCACUGCACCUGGCCAAUUUUCAAUAAAUUACAUGAGAUAUUCAGUACCUUAUUAUAAAAAGGCUUUGUGCUGAAUGAUUUUGUUCAACUAUAGGCUAAUGUAAGUGUUCUGAGCACAUGUAAGUUAGGCUAGGCUAAGCUAUGCUGUUUGGUAGGUAGGUGCAUUAAAUGCUUUUUUGAAUUAUGGUAUUUUCAAUUUAUGAUGAGUUUAUUGGGAUGUAACCAUAUUAUAAGUCAAGGAGCACCUGUAUUAAUUUGGGGGGUGGGAACAACUCUACCUGUAACUCUGUGUACAACAGUGGGCCAGGUCAUCCGGCCUACACGCAUCACACUGUUAAGCAUUGUGUUAGUCCAUUUUCAUGCUACUGAUAAAAACAUACCUGAGAUUGGGUAAUCUAUAAAGAAAAAGAGGUCUAACGGACUCACAGUUCCACAUGCCUGGGGAAGCCUCACAAUCAUGGUGCAAGGCAAAAGGCAUAUUUUAUAUGGUGGCAGGCAAGAGAGAAUGAGAGCCAAGUGAAAGGGGAAAUCCCUUACAAAACCAUCAGAUCUUGUGAGACUUACUCACUAUCACAGGAACAGUAUGGGGGAACCAACCUCAUGAUUCAAGUUUCUCCUACUGUCCCUCCCACAACACAUGGGGAUUAUGGGAGCUACAAUUCAAGAUGAGAUUUGGGUAGGGACACAGCCAAACCAUAUCAAGCAUUAUGCUUUAAAAUGCUUCCUGAUGUUACAAAAUUAUACCAUUCUGCCACCUUUUGGUGGGAACAAAUGUCAAGACCCAGAGCAUGGAACUUGACCUCCAAGUCCAGUUUUAGAGCCACUGAACAGAAACCCACCCUCUAAAAGUUCUUAAAUUGUAAAAAUCUUCCCCAAAAAUGUUUAUCUAAGAGACUGGUUUCCAGCUUACUAGGCAAUUUGGCAUUGAGGACUUUUCUCAUAAACAUUUACAAAUAUUGUGCUCUGUAAUGAAGUUAAUCAGUAAACCACACAACCUCUGGCCUCUCUCUCACUCCUUACCUAGUCUCAUUUUCAGUUGCUGUGAAUAAGCUAAGAAUGGUAAUGCAGUUUCAGGGGUUAGAAAAUCCAAUUCAAAUUAGCCCUCACUGCAGCUGUACACCGCCAGGAUUUUUCACGGAAAUGAUUAGUAUGAAGCCUGCGAAAGGUGUUUUAACAGAACAAGUGGCAGGUCCUCUGGGACAGAACCUGGAAGUGGAGCCAUAUUCACAAUACAGCAAUGUUCAGUUUCCCCAAGUUCAACCACAGAUUUCCUCAUCAUCCUAUUAUUCCAACCUGGGUUUCUACCCCCAGCAGCCUGAAGAGUGGUACUCUCCUGGAAUAUACGAACUCAGGCGAAUGCCACCUGAGACUCUUUACCAGGGAGAGACUGAGGUAGCAGAGAUGCCUGUAACAAAGAAGCCCCGCAUGGGCGCAUCAGCAGGGAGGAUCAAAGGGGAUGAGCUGUGUGUUGUUUGUGGAGACAGAGCCUCUGGAUACCACUAUAAUGCACUGACCUGUGAGGGAUGCAAAGGUUUCUUCAGGAGAAGCAUUACCAAAAAUGCUGUGUACAAGUGUAAAAAUGGGGGCAACUGCGUGAUGGAUAUGUACAUGCGAAGAAAGUGUCAAGAGUGUCGACUAAGGAAAUGCAAAGAGAUGGGAAUGUUGGCUGAAUGUAUGUAUACAGGCUUGUUAACUGAAAUUCAGUGUAAAUCUAAACGACUGAGAAAAAAUGUAAAGCAGCAUGCAGAUCAGACCACGAAUGAAGACAGUGAAGGUCGUGACUUACGACAAGUGACCUCAACAACAAAGUCAUGCAGGGAGAAAACUGAACUCACCCCAGAUCAACAGAAUCUUCUACAUUAUAUUAUGGAUUCAUAUAGCAAACAGAGGAUGCCUCAGGAAAUAACAAAUAAAAUUUUAAAAGAAGAAUUCAAUGCAGAAGAAAAUUUUCUCAUUUUAACGGAAAUGGCAACCAAUCAUGUACAGGUUCUUGUAGAAUUCACAAAAAAGCUGCCAGGAUUUCAAACUUUGGACCAUGAAGACCAGAUUGCUUUGCUGAAAGGGUCUGCAGUUGAAGCUAUGUUCCUUCGUUCAGCUGAGAUUUUCAAUAAGAAACUUCCAUCUGGGCAUUCUGACCUAUUGGAAGAAAGAAUUCGAAAUAGUGGUAUCUCUGAUGAAUACAUAACACCUAUGUUUAGUUUUUAUAAAAGUAUUGGGGAACUGAAAAUGACUCAAGAGGAGUAUGCUCUGCUUACAGCAAUUGUUAUCCUCUCUCCAGAUAGACAAUAUAUAAAGGAUAGAGAGGCAGUAGAAAAGCUUCAGGAACCACUUCUUGAUGUGCUACAAAAGUUGUGUAAAAUUCACCAGCCUGAAAAUCCUCAACACUUUGCCUGUCUCCUGGGUCGCCUGACUGAAUUACGGACAUUCAAUCAUCACCAUGCUGAAAUGCUGAUGUCAUGGAGAGUAAACGAUCACAAGUUUACCCCGCUUCUCUGUGAAAUCUGGGAUGUGCAGUGAUGGGCAUCACAGGGGAGGGGUCUAGCUCCUUUUUCUCUCUCAUAAUAUUAAUCUGAUGUAUAACUUUCCUUUAUUUCACUUGUACCCAGUUUCACUCAAGAAAUCUUGAUGAAUAUUUAUGUUGUAAUUACAUGUAUAACUUCCACAACUGUAAAUACAGGGCUAGAGAGAACAACUUUCUCUACGCUGUGUUUUAAAAGGCUCCAGGGAAUCCUGCAUUCUAAUUGGCAAGCCUUGUUUGCUUAAUUAAAUUGAUUAUUACUUCAAUUCUAUCUGUUGAACUAGGGAAAAUCUCAUUUUCCUCUUCAUCUUACCGUACUGCAUAUAUUUUAUUAAAGAGUUGUAUUCAAUUUUGGCAAUAAAGCAGACAUAAUGACAA